This is a messenger RNA of Suhomyces tanzawaensis NRRL Y-17324, 3288 nucleotides long. It is a transcript of the gene MAK21, whose product is annotated as RNA-binding ribosome biosynthesis protein. The transcript has a single exon. Lineage: Eukaryota; Fungi; Ascomycota; Pichiomycetes; Serinales; Debaryomycetaceae. The record is from RefSeq and is a predicted model, not a curated record. Gene Ontology annotation, cellular component: nucleus. Bases 1 to 3288 code for a protein of 1095 amino acids.
AUGGAUUCGAAACUAAACUUGACGUCCUUAAGGGACAAGAUAUCAAGUAAGAUGAACGAGCUGAUGAAGAAGAGUAAGGGCAAGGAAGACAAGAAAGAAAAGAAAAAGGAGGUAAAUAGAGCCCAGAAUAUCAAAGACAAGGAAGCUAAAGAUAGAAAGGAAAGAGACGCCAAAAGGACUCCAAAAGAGCACAGCAACAAGAGUGCCCCCAGAGAGAACAAGGAAAAGAAGAGUCCAAGGUUCGAAAAGAAGGAGCAGCCCAGACAUUCCAAGCAUUCCAACAGGCCUGCCAAAGAGAGCGAGUCUCAAGAUGCCGAGGACAUUAGCGACGUACUUCGUAGAGAAGCACUUGCUCUUGGAGCAUCCGAAGCAGAUCUCGAGCUUUUAGCUGGUGUUAGUGAAGGCGAGGAAAGCGAACAAGAAUUCUCAGACAACAAGAAAUUGGAAAAAGGGUUCGGUGACGACUUGCGUAAGUUCAUGCAGGGGAUUGGAUUAGGUGAAGGUGAGGCUAUGGUAAUUGACGAUGAUGAGGUUCCAGAAUUAGUCGAGGAAGAAGAAGAGGAGCAAGAACAAUCCGAAGAGGAGGAGGAGGAAGAAGAAGAAGAACAAAAGCCUGCAGAAAAGGAGGAAUCUGAGUCCGAAUCCGAAUCCGAAGAGUCGGAAGAAUCCGAGGAAUCCGAAGAAGAAGCUGAAGAAGAGACAAAUGAAGAAAAAAAGGAACACGAAGCUGUCCAGGUUAAAGAAGUCAGCUUCAAGACCCCAAACCCUGACAAGAUCACUUCCGUUCAAUCUGUUUCUUCUACCAACCUCAUAGUUCCAGCCAGAACCGACUGGUUCAAUAAUCCUUUGGAUACUCCACACACUGCUGGCGAUCCUGCUCCUCCAAAACUUGAUCGUUUUGCCAGAGAAAGACUUCUCGAAAGAGCCAAGUCAGUCCUCGACAAGGACAACAAAACCUAUCUUGCCGAGUUCACAUCACAAUCAUCUCAGAAGAAGUUUUUGAGUCAGAUCUUGGCAGACGGUACCUUGAACGAUAAGAUUUCUGCAUUGACCUUGUUGGUUCAGGAAAGUCCUUUCCACAACAUUAAAGCAUUUGAGACCUUGUUGGGUUAUUGCGAAAAGAAGUCCAGAACUGCUGCUCUACAGUCUAUCAAUGCCAUCAAGGAUCUCUUGUUGAAUGGUGUUCUUCCUGACAGAAAGUUGGUUGCUUUCGAAAACCAGCCAUUAGUCCCAACCUUGAGCGAUACCCAAGUGGCUCUCUACUACUUCGAGGACUGGGUCAAGAAAGCCUACUUCAAGUUGAUAUCGAUUCUCGAGGUGUUGUCCCACGACCCCAUUCUUCAUGUCAGAAUGACGGUCAUCAGUCAUUUGUUCGAGUUGUUGAAGGUGAAACCGGAACAGGAAUUCAAUCUUUUGAGAUUGGGUGUUAACAAGUUGGGUGAUAUAGAUAACAAGGUUUGUUCCAAGACCAGCUACCAAAUCCUUCAAUUGCAAACCCACCAUCCUGCCAUGAAGUCGAUUAUUGUGGAUGCCGUUAUCGACACCAUCUUCAAGUCCAACAAUGACUACAAUGCCAAGUACUAUUCAGUCAUCACCUUGAAUCAAACGAUUUUAUUGAGACAAGAUGACUUGUUGGCCAACCAGCUUGUAAAGACUUACUUCAAGCUUUUCGAGAGCUUAUUGAAAGAAGCUGACGAUAUUCAAGGCCCCAAGGAAGGUGACAAGGUGCUUGGAGAGUCCACCAUUGGCAGAAAUAACGGACGUAAAAAUUUCAAGAAGGGUAAGAAGGGAGGAAAAUCCGUCAAGGUGGAAGAAAAGACCCAAUUUGAAAUUGUCGAAGAAAGAAACACAAAAUUAUUCUCUGCAUUAUUGACUGGAUUGAACCGUGCUUUCCCAUUCUCAAACUUGCCUUCUGAGACAUUCGAGCAGCAUCUUAACACCCUCUUCAAGAUCACCCAUUCCAAGAACUUCAAUACCUCUGUGCAAGCGUUGGGUUUGAUCCAUCAUAUCAUCACCAAGCAGGGCUUGAACCCAGACAGAUACUUCAAGACACUUUACGAGUCCUUGUUGGAUCAAAGAUUGGUCCAAUCUUCCAAGCAAGGUAUCUACUUGAAUCUCUUGUUCAAGUCGUUGAAGAACGACACCGAGGUGCCUAGAGUGUUGGCAUUUGUCAAGCGUAUUUUACAGGCUUGUUCCCACUGGUUGAACAUUGGAAGUGUCAGUGGUAUGUUGUUCUUGUUGAUCGAAUUGUCCAAGGAUGUGCCAGAAAUCAAGGAGAUGAUGGUUGGUACAGUCAAGCCAGAGACUGCCAAGGAAUCUGAAGAAGGAAAGGAGGAACAAGAAGAGUCGUAUGAUCCUCGUAAGAGAGACCCCAAGUUUGCUAAUGCCAAGUCUACUCCACUUUAUGAACUCAACCAUUUCCUCAACCACUACCAUCCAACGGUUUCUAUCUAUGCCUCCUCACUUCUCGACGGCACUCCACAACCAAAACCCGACCUUGGACUCUACACCUUGGCCCAUUUCUUGGACAGAUUUGUGUAUAAGAACUCCAAGCAAAAAGCUGUUACCAAGGGUUCAUCUAUUAUGCAACCUUUGGGUGGUGCCCAUACCGGGUCUUUAUUGGUUAAGGCCACCAAUGUGUUGAGCAGCGAAAUUCCUGCCAACACCGAAAAUUGGGCUAACAAGAAGAUUGCAGAUGUUAGACCAGAUGAGAAAUUCUUCCAUCAAUACUUCACUUCGAAAAUUACCAAGAUAAAGGGUAAGAAGGACGAGAAGGAAGAGGUGGACGAAGAAGAGGCCGAGCAGUUAGAGGACCAAGAAGUGUGGCAAGCGUUGGUCAAAUCCAGACCAGAUGUUGAAGCAGGCUCCGAAGAUGAGAUGUCUGACUUUGACGAAGCCGAUUUCGACGACAUGAGCGACUUUGAUGACGAAGACGACGACGAAGAAGGAGAAGGUGAAGCCCCAGAAGCCGAUGGCGAGGAUGCGGAAGAAGGCGAGGAGUUCGAGGAGCCAGACUUCGAGGAGGAGUUCAACAAGUUGGCUGCUCACCAGGACGACCCAGAGGACGAGCCAUUCGAUGAUGACGAAAACCAGAUGUUUGGCAUCAACGAGGACGACGAGCUCUCAGACUCGGAAGUGGAGGCUAACAUUGGUGAGGGAUCUAAGAAACGUAAAUCCGACGACGACAGCAAGAAAUCGAAGAAGGCCAAGCUUAAGAGCUUGCCAGUUUUUGCAUCUGCAGACGACUACGCCAAGUAUUUGGACUCCGACGACGAGGACUUUAGCUAG